Messenger RNA from Carica papaya (papaya), 1468 nucleotides. Its product is annotated as alpha/beta-Hydrolases superfamily protein. NCBI's taxonomy places the organism in Eukaryota, Viridiplantae, Streptophyta, Magnoliopsida, Brassicales, Caricaceae. The record is from RefSeq and is a predicted model, not a curated record. Gene Ontology annotation, cellular component: chloroplast.
AAAAAUAAUGGACAUAAAACGAAACAAACCUCCGUUGUCUCUUCUUACUUUCUUCCUCGCGCUCUAUAUAUAUAUAUCUCUCUCUCUCUUUCAUUUCUCCAACUUGAAAGGGUUUUUAGGGUUCUGAUUCUGAAGUCUUGAUGUCUGCUUCAUGUGCUGUGUCACCAUCUAUUAGGGCAGAGCUUAUUAACCCGACCUCUAGCAGGUUCAUUGCUCCGUCAAGACUCUAUCGAAACAGAGGCAAAUGUGAAAUAAACAGAAGGGGUUUUGCUUUGAAAGGGAUUGUUGCUUCGGGAGUUUCGGUUAUGGGUUCUUCUCUGCUUAGUGAAACAGUUCAAGGGCUGGAGAGGUUACCAUUCAAGCCCGAGGGAUACAAUUUUUGGACGUGGAUGGGUCAUAAAAUUCAUUAUGUAGUGCAAGGGGAAGGAUUUCCAAUUGUUCUUGUUCAUGGCUUUGGUGCUUCCGCUUUUCAUUGGAGGUAUAAUAUACCUGAGUUGGCCAAGCACUACAAGGUUUAUGCUAUAGACUUGCUAGGGUUUGGGUGGAGUGACAAAGCGCUAAUAGAGUAUGAUGCUAUGGUGUGGAGGGAUCAACUAGCGGAUUUCUUGAAGGAGAUUGUGAAAGAGCCAGCUGUUUUAGUUGGAAACAGUCUUGGAGGUUUUACUGUUUUGGCUGCAGCAGUAAGGUUGCCAGAGCUAGUUGCUGGGGUUGCACUAUUAAAUUCUGCCGGACAAUUUGGAGAUGCCAUUAAAGAGUCCAAAGAGUCCAAAGAAACAGUGCUGCAGAGGUUUGUCCUAAAGCCACUGAAGGAAAUUUUCCAGCGUGUAGUUCUUGGUUUCUUGUUCUGGCAAACAAAGCAACCUUCUCGCAUAGAAUCUGUUUUAAAGAGUGUGUAUAUAAAUACUUCCAAUGUGGAUGACUAUCUUGUCGAGUCAAUAACAAGGCCGGCAGCUGACCCAAAUGCUGGAGAAGUUUAUUACAGAUUAAUGACGCGGUUUAUGAUGAAUCAAAGCAAAUACACUCUAGACAGUGUCUUAAGCAAGCUAUCUUGUCCAUUGCUGCUGCUCUGGGGCGACUUAGAUCCAUGGGUAGGUCCUGCAAAGGCUAACAGAAUCAAAGAGUUCUAUCCAAACACAUCUCUCGUGCACUUGCAGGCUGGCCACUGUCCUCAUGAUGAAGUUCCAGAACUUGUCAAUAGGGCUUUAGUUGAUUGGUUGUCUACUCUAACGCCUAGCACCUCUCUUCAAACGGUGUGAAACUGUUUUAUUUUUUUGCGAGAUGCUUACAUCUUCAUCGAGGUAUUAUCUGUAUUAUAAAUGUAAAUACAAUCAAAAUUGUAAUUAUUCUUUGUAUUAUUGGCUGGUUUGAGAAUAUGAUAGGAAUUAUAUAGGUUGUCAUAGUCCCACCAUACUAAUAAUUUGAACAAGCUAUUUUUGUAUUAAUUCUCAUACUUGAAAUUCAACAGGAA